CUUUCCUUUCCUUUCUUCCCGCUUCAACAACAGGAGAUAGGCCACCACCAGGUGUAAAAUCCGACAACGACAACAUGGCCGGCAUGAAGUACGUUCUCGUUUCUGGAGGUGUCAUAAGCGGCGUUGGGAAGGGCAUAAUUGCCUCUUCGGCGGCGCUGCUGCUUCAGACUAUGGGUCUGAAGGUGUCUAGCAUCAAGAUUGAUCCGUACAUCAACGUGGAUGCUGGAUUGAUGAACCCGCGCGAACACGGCGAGGUCUACGUGCUGGACGAUGGCGGGGAGGUCGACCUCGAUCUCGGAAACUACGAGCGAUACCUGAACAUCACCCUCGCGCGCCAAAACAACAUCACUCUCGGCAAGAUCUACAAGAACGUGAUUGAGAAGGAGCGGAAUGGCGAGUACCUGGGCAAGACGGUGCAGGUGGUGCCACAUGUGACUGGAGAAAUUGAGCAAUGGAUUGAGCGCGUUGCCAAAGUCUCGGUCGACGGGACUGGCGAAGAGCCAGAUGUAUGCAUCAUCGAGCUUGGAGGGACCGUGGGCGAUAUCGAGAGCAUGGCUUUUGUGGAGGCACUGUGCGAGCUCCGAAGAAAAGCAGGCCGCGACAACUUCAUGCAAAUCCACGUCUCGUACGUGCCAGUCAUUCACGGCGAGCAGAAGACGAAGCCCACACAGAUGGCCAUCAAGGCCGUUCGAUCAGCAGGUCUGAUUCCCGAUUUGAUUGCGUGCCGCUGCGAAAAGCCAUUGGACCCAAACGCUAUCGACAAGAUUGCACGAUUCUGUCAAGUCGAGAACCAAAAUGUCUUGGCUGUCAGGGACAUGCCAUCGACGUACCAGGUGCCCAUUCUGCUACACGAGCAGAAUCUGGUGCAGAUGAUGACCUCUGCUCUCCGACUGGAUGUCCUUUCUCUCCCUCCCGCCCUGGUCAAAAAGGGCGAACAGAUCUGGAGCACCUGGCGGACUCUCGCUCUUGGUCUCGACCAAGUCCACGAAGUGCUCGAGAUCGUCUUGGUGGGCAAAUAUCUUGAGCAGCCAGAUGCUUACUGCUCGGUGAUCAAGUCUCUGGAGCACGCUGCCAUGUACUGUCGGAAGAAGCUGCGGGUCAAGAAUGUUGACGCAGAGCACCUGGAGAAGCAAACUAACAAGAGCGACUCGGCGGCGUACCACAAGGCCUGGCACGACGUGUGUACAGCCUCUGGAAUCCUCAUUCCAGGUGGCUUCGGUAGUAGAGGGACAGAAGGCAUGAUUGCUGCGGCCACGUGGGCACGCGAAAACAAAAUUCCCUAUUUCGGCGUGUGUCUUGGCAUGCAGAUUGCAGUGAUCGAGUUCGCGAGAUCUGUCUGUGGCGUCACAUUGCCACAAGCCACCUCGUCCGAGUUUGACGGCAACGAUUCUGACCGAGUUAUCAUUGACAUGCCCGAACACAAUCCUGGACAGAUGGGCGCAACGAUGCGUCUUGGUAUCAAACCAACAUACUGGCAGCCAGACUCGGAGUGGAGCAAGCUGCGUGCGCUCUAUGGCCUCAAGAACGAAAGUAUCCUUGAGCGCCACCGUCAUCGAUACGAAGUCAACCCAGACUACAUUUCCCGAUUGGAGCAGAAUGGCCUCACAUUCAUCGGCAAGGACGAGACUGGGGUGCGCAUGGAGGUCAUCGAGCUCAAGGACCAUCCUUACUACGUGGGCGUACAGUUCCAUCCAGAGUAUCUGAGCCGUGUGCUCAGUCCAUCAAAGCCAUAUCUCGGCUUCAUCGCUGCCAGCGCCAAAAUGUUGGACCAGAUCACGCGCACGGGCAGUCCAUCAGAAGGCAUACCACCAAUAUCAGGAAUGCUUGAGGAGACGAGCAUCAACACUCCCACGAAGAGCUCUCCCAACGGCACUGGCAAAUGAGUCGCUGCAAUCCUUGUCUCGGGCAUAUGAACAGGAAAGAGGGGCCCCAGAGCAAUAACCAACAUCGGGCGACGGCGUUUCAUGGAUUGGUCACAAGAGUUUGGACAUGCUGAUGGUGAUAGAUUGAUGAUACUCAAAGCGUGGCGUACAGGAUAUAGCCAAGCAUAUCCGCACAGUACAUAUAUGGACGGAUAAGCCGGAUAAACCAGGGCUUAUAUGAAUGAUGAAGUCGACAAUACUGGUGUGAUCCCAGUUUUCGCUGUCUCUACAUACUCCUGGCCAGUGGCGGCAUGAUCAUGCUGACUUCCCAGCUCGCACUCAAAGCUUCAGGCAGGGGUCACGGCAGAUCCAUUCCACUGCUUUGACUGCUCCAGGGCCCACGACGUGGAACAAUACGAUGCCGGGCAUGGGAGGUUGCUGAUUCAUUCUUCUUCAGGCUGACACGCAUGACUUGGCAACAACCAAACCCUCGCUGAACGGAGCUGACGGGAAUGAUUAUCAAUGAUAUGUCCUGGAAAACCUUAUUGCCCUAGUAGUUGAGUGGGGACCUGAUCUGCAACGUCUCGGACGACCUUUACCUCCUAGUUACUGCUGGGAUCCAGAGGAGCUUGGCUUCAAUUUCAUGCCUCCCCCUGGUGAUGACGGAAUCGUGAUUACGGCGCAGGCCUGCGUUUUGUCUCGCGGCCUCGCACAUCCAUACAUGUACCUUUUAUGUGUUAUCCAACGCUACCUACCUAAGGUACCUACGAAAAGACUUUCCAACAACAUACAGAUGGUUACAUGAAGGGAUCUUCCUUGAAACAAACUGAUAUACAUCCCGCGCGAGUUGUUACUAUGUACUCUCAUCAUCCGAACCGAUCACAAACUACCGUAUGUAUUACAUUAGGUACAGUAGGUAGCUUGGAAGAAAUUUUUCUUAGCAGUCGUGUCAACGCACUCGACUCGCUGCAACCAAAACCUUGGCAUCACAGCCCCGAUUCUCUCCAUAUCCAUGCAAAACAUUAUCUCUACCUGGCUCCACUCUCUGCUCUUCUCCAAUUUUUUUUUGUUUUUUUCUUUUUUUUCUGGUUUGUUUAUUAGCUGCCCGCUCUCCAAAUUGUAACGUCCGUCCGGGGCACUUUUGUAAGAAGUUUGCCAAGCAAGAACCACCGAGGCACCCCCGACCCCUUCACAGUGCCUAGGUAGGUAAACGAUGCUAUAGGCCGCAGCUCUCCUUUAUUCUUCGACCUGGACUUUGGGUUUGUAAACAGGCGAAGCGAGAGGAGGGUUCAGAGCUCGAGAUGUUGUAUACUCUGUACACUUACUAGUUCAAAAGGUACUAUAUACUAGACAGGCUCUGCUGCUGAUUACGUCGGUAGGAGGUACCUUUAAUAGCGAAGCUAUAUCUAUCCGCUAAGAGAAAGUAUAAAUACUAAAUCAUUCGAUAACAAUUCUCUUGCCUUAUCGUUUACAACGUAUAAGCGUUGUACGGUUAUAGUGUAGAUUUAGUUAGGA
Sphaerulina musiva SO2202 is the source of this 3377-nucleotide messenger RNA. RefSeq names its product CTP synthase. NCBI's taxonomy places the organism in Eukaryota, Fungi, Ascomycota, Dothideomycetes, Mycosphaerellales, Mycosphaerellaceae. Gene Ontology annotation, molecular function: CTP synthase activity; identical protein binding. The transcript has 3 exons. Gene Ontology annotation, biological process: CTP biosynthetic process; pyrimidine nucleobase biosynthetic process. The record is from RefSeq and is a predicted model, not a curated record. Gene Ontology annotation, cellular component: cytoophidium; cytoplasm. Bases 75 to 1883 code for a protein of 602 amino acids.